GGCUAAACUCCUAUGUGCAUAUUCUUAGUUGAGCAGGUUGCAAAGCAGCAAGUUGAUCUCUAACUUGCUCCCACUAAUAGCUGGAAUACUACAGACAGAUUGUAAACACACAACUUUCACAGCAGGGGUGUGCUAUUGCUGCUUUUACUCUGCCAUAGAAGUUGGCACAAGUUUCUUCCCUAGGUUUCGUCUGCGAUCAAGAUGGGCAAUGAGCAUUCUAAAAACAAGGCUGAGCAGGCUCCAGAAAAGCCCCUGCAUGAAGGAUUGAAUGGCCAUGCUGUAAGCAUCUCAUCCAAUGGCCUGGAGAAUGUUAUCAGUGAAGCAGCUGUGGAGCAGAACAGUAUGCCUCCCUCACUGCCUCCCUCUGAAGAGUCAGGUAUAGUGGAGGCAGAUGGCAGUGGUCUUGGGCCUGUGGUGGUGGAACAGAAGUCUGCCAUCAAGGAGGUUCCAGAAGUGGAACCAGAGACACAGAAUGCUAAGACUCAAAACACACCGGAACCAGAACUGGAACCAGCCACCCAAGAGAAGGAGGAGCCCAAGAACAGUACGAAAGAAAAAGUGAACAUCUUUGAAAAUCUGUUCAAGAAGAAAGCUAAGCCUCAACCCACCCCCAACCCAGAUCCAGCCCUGGAAAAGGAGGAGCCCAUAAAGGACAAGAUUGUGGAGGAGAUUGAAAGUUCUGCAGAAGAUCAGAAAGUCCCUGUGGCUGUGACCGAUGGGAUCCAAGCUGAGCCACUUGCUGAGGUAAAGGAGGAUACAGAGACUUCAAAGGAGCGUCCCAACCCUAGUCCAGAGGCAGAGGAGGUCAAAAGCCCCAAAAUUGCAGAGGAAAGCAGUCACAUUCAGGAAAACCAAGAGGGAGAGAGUCAAACAGAAGAUAAUCCAGUUAUGAACUUCUUCAAAACACUAGUGACUCCCACAAAAAAAAACAAGCAAGAAACAGCCACCCCUGCUGUUGCAAAAGACCAGAAAGAGGCCCAACCAACAACAACAACUACUGCUGCACAACUAGUGGAUGCUCCAGCAACAGCCAAAGGAGGAAUGUCAAUCCCACCAGCCCCAGCCCCAGCCCCAGCCCCAGCCCCAGCCCUAGCCCCAGCCCCAGCCCCAGCCCCAGCCCCAGCCCCAGCCCCAGCCCCAGCCCCAGCCCUAGGCUCAUGUAAGAUGGAGGUUAAAGCAGAACUAGCUGCCCAAUCUGUGACCAACACACCAAACGAAGAACCAAAGGGUGCUGCCAAAGAACCAGAGGCCGCCAAGCCGAAAUCUGACCGCCCGUUCAGCAGACUUUUCAGCAGAAAGGCACUGAUAGGCCUCAAGUCUAAAAUCAAGGUUAAGUCAACAAGUGGAGCCAGAGCCCCUGCCAAGCCUGCUGCAGCGACAGUGGAACCAGUGGAGCCACAGCCGGUUGUGGAAGUACAGACAGUGGAACCAGUGGAGCCACAACCGGUUGUGGAAGUACAGAAUGUAGACUUCUCAAAGACGGCCACUCUGGAGGCCUCUGCCACACUAGAACCACCACCUGCACCGGAGGAAGAGAAGACACCUGUUGCCUCCAAAGCCUCUCCUUUCACUUCCUUUUCUCUUUUCAAGACAAAGGCAGCUGUGCCAAAAAAGGAAGUCCCUGCCCCAGCUGCAGAAGCGGUAGCUGAACCAAGUGUAGCCAAGGAGGAACCAAAGGCCCCAGAGGACCCUGCUGUGGACAGCAAGCCCGUGUCAGAGCCCUCCGAGGUUAUGGAGAAUUCCCCCGUCCUCCCUAAGAGACUUGAGAAGAGGAACUCCAUCCACUUGUUCUUCAAAAACCUGGGCAAACGCCAGUCAGAUGCAGGAGUACAAACAGAACCAGAGAAGACCAAAUAAAACGGAAACACCCUUUCAAACUUCACAUGCCAUAUCUGGAAAUGAACUUUUGAUUUGUUAGAUGCAUUAUGUUUCUGAUCACACUAUUGAAGGGAUGAUGGUAAGAGCAAGUGGUUUGAGGGAGAUAGGUGGACUGUGGACUGGUCUGUUUUAGUCUAAUCUGUGUGGACGAUUUCAGAGAAUUGUUCUUUGUGGAGGAGGUAAAUAUAUUUUCUGGUUUUAAAGGCUUGAUAGGUAGAGAAAAGUGGUUUUGUAACAUAUACUGAGAGCAAAAUCCAUUUUCUAUACAGUAUGUACCCUUCUUUUAACAUACAUGUCAAACUCAUUCCACGGAGGGCUGAGUGUCUGCGGGUUUUUGUUCCUCCCUUGAUUGAUUGAUUAAUUAAGGUCACUAAUUAGUAAAGAACUCCCCUCACCUGGUUGUCUAAGGUCUUAAAAACGAAACACCCACAGACACUAAGCCAUUCAUGGAAUGAGUUUGACACCCCUGCUUUAACAUAUUAAUAUGUGUAAGGAUCUAAUGCAAAUAUUACGUUGAGCAUAUUUUUUUCCCUCUUCAUAAACACAUUUUACUAGUCUGAAAAUAACUUGUGGGGUGCAUACAAUGGUUUCAGAUACAUUCAUAGGACGUCUUGCAGAAGAGAUGCAUAAAGCUUAGCUUGGGAUAGAGAGAUAGUAAUGGAAUAUACUCCAAAUGUAAUGGGAGGAGUUGGUGAAAUGGUGGAUAUUCCUGCCAAGAUGUUUUUAUUUAGGCUAGACACAUGCAAUUUACAAUGUAGGCUUUAAACUUUGCAGGAACUGUACACGGAUGCAAAUAUAUGCCAAACACUAAAUUACAAUAUAUAAUCAUACUCUACUGAGCUAACAUGGAUUUUUUUUUAAAGAUCAUAUCAUGGAUCCUUUAGCUAUUUAAUUUUUCAUUUAGGUUAAAUAUUGAAUUUGGCCUUUUAAUGCUACAACCUAUAGAAAUGCAUUGAACAACACUCAUAAAUGGCAAAACAGAGUUCAAAAAUAAAUAAUAAGGAAUAUGUUUUUGAAUUGUCUGUCCUACAUCUAGGAGAUGUAAUAAAGUUCAGGAUUUACACAUAUUUAACAUAUUUUGGGGUGUCACAAAACUACUUCUAUAUUUGUUUUUAUUAUGUUAAUUAGAUUGACGCACGGGUGCGUUGAUCAACUUUAGGGGGUAUUUAAAGCUAUUUUUUUCUGUAACUGUUAAGAGAAUAAAUGUAUACAAUUA
Messenger RNA from Oncorhynchus nerka (sockeye salmon), 3094 nucleotides. It is a transcript of the gene bcas1, whose product is annotated as brain enriched myelin associated protein 1. NCBI's taxonomy places the organism in Eukaryota, Metazoa, Chordata, Actinopteri, Salmoniformes, Salmonidae. The transcript has 14 exons. The coding region runs from base 202 to 1857 and encodes 551 amino acids. Gene Ontology annotation, biological process: myelination. The record is from RefSeq and is a predicted model, not a curated record.